Messenger RNA from Anopheles arabiensis, 1332 nucleotides. RefSeq names its product fibrinogen C domain-containing protein 1-like. The transcript has a single exon. Bases 405 to 1199 code for a protein of 264 amino acids. The record is from RefSeq and is a predicted model, not a curated record. NCBI's taxonomy places the organism in Eukaryota, Metazoa, Arthropoda, Insecta, Diptera, Culicidae.
UUCAAGGUUGUCAACGAUUCAUCAAAAACAUACAAUUUCUUCAUUUCAAUGCGGAUCGGCUUCUUCAUCCUUUGCUUGACGUAAUAUUGUUCUAUCCCACUAUUCAAAUAUAAAAGGAGGCCACUGUAGCCGCUUUAGCUCAGUAUCAUUCCUCGUCAGCAGAGUAAAUAUACGCAAUAUAGCAGUAUCACAAUGUACGUUACUAAAAUAGGUGUGCUCGUAAUGGUUGCGUUGUUUUCAAUAGCCAAAGUGCGUGGUGUCGAUCGAAAUUUCCGAGAUACACAGUUCUCCGGGUUUGCAUUUGAGAUGAUAGUUACGAAGCUAGAGCAUUUACAGGACAAGAUAAACGAAAUAGAAUCUGCAAUGAAGCAGGAUCGAGAAAACAUAAGUCAGCUGGAAAAACGAUGAACCAGAGUCUCACCAAUGUGAAGACUCAGCUGAACCAAAUGCACACUGAGCAAACAGUCCACGCCAAGCGAAAAAAGAUGAAACAGGAGAUCCAACAGCUCGCAUCAAAGAAAGAUUUAGCUCGGUUUAGAGUUAGUUCAAGUUUGUAUCUCCAGAGCAUCUCGUCACGGUCAUGCAAGGAAGAGCCAUCAAAGGAGUCGGACAAAUACAUCAUACAGCCUACCGAGAAGGAUGAACCUUUCCUGGGAUAUUGCGAACAGACUGCCUUCGGAGGAGGUUGGUUGGUGUUCCAGUACCGUUACGAUGGAUCGGUGGACUUUUACCGCAACUGGACCGAGUAUCGGGACGGAUUUGGCAGCAUGGAUGGAGAGCUCUGGCUAGGGUUGGAGCAUUUACAUCGGUUGACGUCAGCACGAAAGCACGAGCUGUUGGUGGAGCUGAAAGACUUCGAGGGCAACUACAUUUACGCACGGUAUGAUGAGUUCGCAAUCGGCAGUGAGGAUGACCAAUUUCCGUUAGCAAAGCUGGGAGCAUACACGGGAACGGCAGGAGACUCAUUGUAUGACCACAAGGGCGUGAAAUUUUCUACCAAGGAUCGGGACAAUGAUAAUUCGCCAAAUUCAAGUUGUGCUGUCGAAUUUAAGGGAGCAUGGUGGUACAGGAAAUGUUAUGAUUCAAAUCUAAAUGGACUUUAUAGGAACAGUGUGAGUGGAGAAAAUAUGGUUUGGUACAAAUACAAUUCAUCUAAGGCAGGUUUGUCAUACUCAAGAAUGUUGAUUCGCGAAACGUAACGGUGGAUGAAGUAUAAUUUCCAUCAAAUAAAUAGAAGUUUUGGAACAUUCCGAAGCCAAAGUGUUACAGACAGAUGGCUGCAAUCAAAUCAUUUUGUAAUUUGUUGCAAUAAAAGUUUAGUUGUAUUGUUUA